Messenger RNA from Acipenser ruthenus (sterlet), 1110 nucleotides. RefSeq names its product interleukin-8-like. The coding region runs from base 58 to 354 and encodes 98 amino acids. Gene Ontology annotation, molecular function: CXCR chemokine receptor binding; chemokine activity. Gene Ontology annotation, biological process: neutrophil chemotaxis; chemokine-mediated signaling pathway; cellular response to lipopolysaccharide. Gene Ontology annotation, cellular component: extracellular region. Lineage: Eukaryota; Metazoa; Chordata; Actinopteri; Acipenseriformes; Acipenseridae. The transcript has 4 exons. The record is from RefSeq and is a predicted model, not a curated record.
UCUCCGAGUGAAAAGCUUCAGCUUCAUUUUCCAGAAACGAACAAGCUCACGAAAAUCAUGAACUCCAAAACUACAGUGGCCGUGGUCAUUUUCUGCCUGGCCGUUGUUGCACUAUCUGAAGGGAUGUCUUUGAAAAGCAUUGGACUGGAGCUCCGUUGUCAGUGCAUUAAAAAAGAAUCCAGAUUCAUCCAUCCCAGGCAGAUCCGGAAUGUAGAGCUCUUCCCCAGUGGACCGCACUGCAAGGAUGCUGAAAUCAUUGCCACUUUGAAAUCUGGUGAUCAGAUUUGCUUGGAACCAACUGCCCGCUGGGUCAAGAUAGUUAUAAAGAAAAUAUUGGAAAGCUCCAAGGCCUGAAAUCCUGCCGUGGAAAUUUAGAGGAACAAACCUAAAGAGAAACUGAAGUUAAUCAAGGGUUGAUCUUUUUAACCACUUGUUUAUUUAUUAGUGUGUUUAUUUAUUUGCCAAUUUAGUUAACAAAUUGUAUUUAAUAUGUUAUUAGACUGAACAGUAGUCAUUCGACAUAUAGGGUAUGGAAGGAUUGUAUCAGAACACUCAGGAAUGGAUUUAAACUACAAACUCUGUUUGCUUAAUACAGUGUUUUUCAAGUUUUUGUUAAAUUCUGUUAAUUGUCUUGCAGUAUUACUCAGUGGGUUUUUAAUUUUUUUUAUAAAAAAUUGAAAACGUGAACAUGAUAUGUAAAUUGUACCUUUUUUAAAAAAAAAACUGCAAAUUGGUCAAAACAGUAUGAUGUAGUGUUAUUUAAACACUUAUUUAAUAUGUUGCAUUCGUUAUACGAAUGCACGUGUAUGGCAAACUGUCAUAUUUCUUUUGUUUGUUUGUCAAACUUGAUUAUUUUGUAAACUAUACAUAUAAUGUAUUAGUUCAUUGAAUUUAAUAUGUAUAUUUUGUAAUCUAAUUGUAAUAUUUAAUCUGUUAAAGUUAUUGUUUAUGUGUUGCCAGUAUGAAUGUGUUUAGUUUUGUCCAUGUUUUUUUUUAAUUAAUUUUUUUUUUUUACCUAUGUGUGAAACCUAAUUUUAAAGAUUCUGUGUCUCCAUCUUUUUAGUGUCUCAAUAACAAUUGUUAAAAAUAAAGAUUUAUAUUUGAAUAAUA